Messenger RNA from Uranotaenia lowii, 2178 nucleotides. It is a transcript of the gene Etf-QO, whose product is annotated as electron transfer flavoprotein-ubiquinone oxidoreductase, mitochondrial. NCBI's taxonomy places the organism in Eukaryota, Metazoa, Arthropoda, Insecta, Diptera, Culicidae. Gene Ontology annotation, biological process: electron transport chain. The transcript is spliced from 5 exons. Gene Ontology annotation, molecular function: electron-transferring-flavoprotein dehydrogenase activity; iron-sulfur cluster binding. Gene Ontology annotation, cellular component: mitochondrial inner membrane. The record is from RefSeq and is a predicted model, not a curated record. The coding region runs from base 233 to 2053 and encodes 606 amino acids.
GCGUAUCGCUUCAAAGUGAUUUUAGGUUUCACUAGUAUCAAUUAAGUAGCUCAAAUCAUCGUGUUUUUUCAAGUUCAUAAAAAUCAACGAUUGACCUGUUAUAUUCUCCAAGAAGCUUGCAAAUUUGUCUUCCAUUAUCAUAGUUUUAGGUUUAAAGUGGUGAAGUCAAUCAUUAUUUGAUUUCUUCUUUAAUCUACAGCAUCCUUACAUAACAAAUCAGCGAUAAGCAACCAUGGCUAAACAUAUUCUCCAGCUCCCUAAAUACUCUAGAGUAUUACUGAAUACUCGACGCUGUUACUCGGAAGUCGGCUCCAAAGAGUUUCCCAAAAUAACCACACACUACUCGGUGCAUCCUCGUGAUAAGGAUCCAAGAUGGGCAGAGAUCGACAUGGAACGGUUUGCCGACGAGGCAGAUCUGCUGAUUGUUGGUGGUGGUCCCGCUGGAUUUUCAGCUGCUAUCCGAGCUAAACAAAUUGCCGCCGAAAAAGGACAAGAACUGCGCGUCUGUCUUGUAGAAAAGGCAUCUGAAAUUGGCGGUCACAUUUUAUCUGGAGCCUGCCUGGAUCCCGUGGCGCUCAACGAACUGAUUCCAGACUGGAAAGAAAAGGAAGCACCCCUGAAUACACCUGUUCAGCAUGAUAAAUUUUCUUAUCUAACCAAAGGUGGAAAAUUACCCAUUCCCAUUUUCCCUGGCUGGCCGAUGGACAACCGGGGUAAUUACGUUGUUAGAUUAGGUCAUGUGGUUGCCUGGCUGGGUCAGCAAGCCGAAGAACUAGGUGUGGAAAUAUAUCCCGGAACAGCAGCUGCCGAAGUGCUGUUCCACGAAGAUGGGUCCGUGAAGGGCAUUGCUACGGGUGAUGUCGGGAUAUCCAAGUCUGGUGAUCCGAAGGACACCUUCGCUCGUGGAAUGGAACUGCAUGCAAAAACUACAAUUUUUGCCGAAGGCUGUCGAGGUCAUCUUUCAAAACAACUUAUGACCAAAUUUGGACUGAAUGCUGAAAAUGAACCACAAACUUACGGUAUUGGUUUAAAGGAGGUGUGGGAAAUUAAACCAGAAAAUCAUAAACCUGGCCUGGUAGAACACACUAUAGGGUGGCCUUUAGAUAAAAACACCUACGGAGGUUCGUUUCUGUAUCAUUUAAACGAACCAACACCAGUUGUUGCAGUUGGGUUCGUAGUUGGUUUGGAUUACGUCAACCCAUACAUCAGUCCUUUCCAAGAAUUCCAGCGGUUCAAAACUCACCCAAAAAUCCGGGACGUUUUCGAGGGUGGCAAUCGAAUUGCUUAUGGUGCACGUGCUUUGAAUGAAGGCGGUUUCCAAAGUAUUCCAAAGCUAACGUUCCCCGGAGGCUGUUUGGUGGGCUGUGGGGCUGGAUUUAUGAAUGUGCCACGUGUCAAAGGAAGCCACUACGCUAUGAAAAGUGGUAUGCUGGCUGCGGAAAGUGCAUGCGAAGCUAUAUUUUCCGGAGCACCUCAAGACAAAGUUGGUCUCGAACCGAAGGAUUACACAGAUAGGAUAAAAGAGUCGUACGUUUGGAAAGAUUUGUAUAAAGUGCGCAAUGCUCGGCCUAGUUUCCAUAAUGCAUUUGGUUUGUUUGGUGGUAUUGCGUAUAGUGGGUUCACAAUAUUACUUGGUGGACGGGAACCAUGGACAUUGAGCCACGGUGCGGCGGAUAACACACGACUGAAACCGGCUAAAGAAUGCCAGCCAAUUGAAUAUCCUAAACCCGACGGAAAAUUGACCUUUGAUCUAUUGUCAUCGGUUGCUCUCACAGGAACAAAUCACGAGGGUGACCAACCCGCUCAUCUAACUCUCAAAGAUGAUACAGUUCCCGUCAAAAACAAUUUGGAUAUUUUCGAUGGUCCAGAAGCAAGAUUCUGUCCAGCUGGUGUUUACGAAUUCGUCCCUAAUGAGGAGGGUGGAAAUAUGAAGCUUCAAAUUAAUGCGCAAAACUGUAUCCAUUGCAAAACUUGUGAUAUCAAGGAUGUUACGCAAAACAUCAACUGGGUGGUGCCCGAAGGUGGCGGCGGUCCAGCUUACAAUGGCAUGUGAUCACUGACGGUCAUUUGCAAAGCAUUUUCCAACGCUUUGUUUGGUUUUUUUUUGUACUAUGAGGUAUAAAGUUGUAUAAAUUUUUAUAAACGAAGUCGAAAUAAAAAAAAUCGCGAACACUAAAA